Messenger RNA from Fusarium redolens, 732 nucleotides. RefSeq lists its product as uncharacterized. The transcript has 2 exons. Gene Ontology annotation, biological process: GPI anchor biosynthetic process. Gene Ontology annotation, molecular function: mannosyltransferase activity. The record is from RefSeq and is a predicted model, not a curated record. Gene Ontology annotation, cellular component: endoplasmic reticulum membrane; mannosyltransferase complex. Lineage: Eukaryota; Fungi; Ascomycota; Sordariomycetes; Hypocreales; Nectriaceae. The coding region runs from base 1 to 732 and encodes 243 amino acids.
AUGCUAUCUCUCGGGAGGGGUCAGAUAAUAUACGCUCUGAGCGGCUUGUUGUUUUUUCUUAGCCCGGCCAUCGCCAAUGUUGAAAAGACAAUCUUCACAGCUCCUACAUCACUCCCUAUUCCCCAACAGAAGCCAUCGCUGGCUGAUCUUAGACUACCCAUCCUCAGACCAGACAACCCAAAUAUUCGAACAAAUAUCAGCCGCAUCUUUCCCUCUGAGCCAAAGGAUUACGCUUCCGGCGCGGCAACAUGGGUGCUUCUUGAUAACCUAAACCAGGGCCAGCGGUAUGAGUUUCGUGUCUGUUGGGCUGCGAUUCAACCUACUGGUUUUGACUUGGGUGUAUAUGAGCUGGACACUGUGUGGCAGACACCAGAGCUGAUUCAGUCUCUUGCCAGCUACUCGUUUUCACGCCAGGAUCAAGAAACUGGAUUGACAAAAGAGUCAACUCAAACCGGAGUCAGGGAGCGCGAGGCUUCCGUUCUUCUGCUACAGAUCAAGGCAUCUGCUGACUACUUUACUAACGACGCGGCUCUUAUGAAGGAUCCUUCACCUGUACUUGUAGAUCUCAUCCUCGACCCCUAUCUAUAUGGUGUUGUACCCCGUUCUCUAGUCCCAACAGCCGGCUAUCUUGUUCUCGUCGGCGCAGUGGCUUGGUUUGUGUCCAGAUCCAUCGCCUCUAAGUUACAGACAAUUGCAGUCAUGACCGAUGGCGCAAACAAGAAACAGAAUUGA